UAAUCCUGUUAAAAAAUUGUCAUUUUGUCAAAAUUUUUACCCAUUUUCCGAUGAUGAGGAAUAUUUUUAUACACUUGAUCUUAUUAUUCCACACGACAAUAUGUCGAGAACACGGAGCCGACACUGAACCACUGGUAUGUGAAGAUAACCAGUUCAAAUGUCUGAGACGAUGUGUCCCGGAAAGCUGGAAAUGUGAUGGAGACUAUGAUUGUAUCGACGAAGAUGACAAAUCAGACGAAGAAAAUUGUCCUUCCAAGACAUGUCCAGAAGAUGAAUUUACAUGUAGAUCUGGUCACUGUGUGCCAAUGAGGUGGACUUGUGACAAUGAAACAGAUUGUCUGGAUGGAUCUGAUGAAACUGACAUUUGCAGAAAUAAAACAUGUCAUAAAGACCAGUUUAGUUGUGGAAAUGGAGAGUGUAUCCCAGCUAGAUGGCGUUGUGAUGGUUCUCCAGACUGUUCUAAUGGUGAGGAUGAGACUUGUGAUUCCCCUACCUGUGUUAGCGAUGAAUUCAGAUGUGACAACUCUAAGUGUGUAAACAACAAAUGGAAGUGUGAUGGAGAUGAUGACUGCGGUGACAACAGCGAUGAAAAACUAUGUCAAAAUAAAACAUGUGCUAUAGACCAGUUUACUUGUGGAAAUGGAGCGUGUAUCCCAGCUAGCUGGCGUUGUGAUGGCUCCCCGGACUGUUCUGAUGGUGAAGAUGAGAUUUGUGCUUCCCCUACCUGUGCUAGCGAUGAAUUCAGAUGUGACAAUUCUAAGUGUGUAACAAACAAAUGGCGAUGUGAUCGGGAUAAUGACUGCGGCGAUAACAGUGAUGAAAAACAAUGUCCUAAUGUAACUGUAUGCACUGCUGCCCAGUUCCAAUGUUCAGAUAAGCAGUGCAUUGAUCUUUCCUGGAAAUGUGACGGUGAUGCUGAUUGUAAUGACCAGAGUGAUGAAAAAGACUGCACGCCAGUAAAAGUGAAUAGGUGUAAAGCAGAUAGAGAAUGGGAGUGCCACGAUCGUGAACAGUGCAUCCACGAGUCAUGGAAAUGUGACGGGGAUGUAGAUUGUGUGGAUGGAUCAGAUGAAUUAAAUUGUACAAUUACUUGUCGACCAGAUCAAUUCAAAUGCAAUAAAAGUGACUGUGUCUCUCAGUCCCUGAGAUGUAAUGGCGAUGUUGAAUGCAUGGAUGGAUCAGAUGAAGAUGGCUGUCCUACAUCAAAAGGUCCUUGUCCUAGUGAAAGUUUUGACUGCUACGGAAAUGGGUCCCAGUGCAUUGAGGCCCGUAAGCUCUGUGACAACACAACGGACUGUGUCAACGCCGCAGACGAGGAUAACAAACUCUGUGAAACAAUUCCAUGCAACUUGAAUAAUGGUGGCUGUAUGCACACAUGCAUCCCUAUUGGCACUCAACACCGGCGCUGCGAGUGUUUGGAUGGUUACCGAUUAGUGGGCAACACAUCCUGUGAAGAUGUGAACGAAUGUGACCAGUGGCCCCCAGUUUGCUCACAGAAAUGUGUUCAUGAGCCUAAAGGGUCAUACAGAUGUGAAUGCAUGCCAGGCUACAACCGUGAGCAACUCCCUGAUGGCCAGGAUAUUUGUAAAGUUAUUGGUGAGAGACCUUGGUUGUUGUUUGCCAACAGAAAUGACAUCAGAAAAUUGGAGGUAGAUACUCUGAUACAACAACCUGUUGUCAGUGACCUGCACAGUGCUAUUGCUGUUGAUUACGAUUAUUACAAGAAAGUAGUUUACUGGUCUGAUAAUGUGCAAGAGAGAAUAAUGAAGGCAAACAUAUCUGAAAAAGGGGAAACAAAUAGGACAAGCAUACCUGUAAUCAGCCGGGGUGUGAAAACUCCUGAUGGAAUCUCUGUGGACUGGAUCUAUCAUAAUCUGUAUUGGACUGAUACCGGAUAUAAUACCAUUGAAGUUGCCUCGGUUGAUGGAUCCAUUAGAAAGACUCUUGUAGAUAAAGACCUGGAUGAACCUAGAUCAAUUGUGCUUGAUCCAAAAAACGGGUGGAUGUAUUUCUCUGACUGGGGAUCAACUCCCAAAAUCGAGCGCAUAGGAAUGGAUGGAAAUCAUACCAGCAGAAGUGUUCUAGUGCAGACGGAAAUUGAAUGGCCAAACGGUUUAACUUUGGAUUAUGCUAAUGAAAGAUUAUAUUGGAUUGAUGCUAAACUGAAAAGCAUAUUCACAAUAAAACUAGAUGGUAAUGAUAUUCGAAGAAUUCUGCACAACGCCGAGCAAAUCGGCCAUCCAUUUUCAUUGACUGUUUUUGAGGAAAGUCUUUACUGGACAGACUGGGUAUCUGCAGCUAUACGAAAAGUUAACAAAUACACAGGACAGGGAUAUUCACAAUUGAUCGCUGGUUUGAAGGCUCCAAUGGACAUUAAAGUCUAUCAUCAGCAAAGGCAGGUGCGCAGUCCUAACAAAUGUGGAAAAAUGAAUGGUGGCUGCUCCCAUCUCUGCCUACCAACCCCAGUAUCACUGAAUUCAAAAGGGUACACAUGUGCAUGUCCAAAUAACAUGAUCCUUUCUGGAAAACAAUGUGAAAACAAUGUUCACUCUAGUGUCAGCUCAGAACCUCCAUUUGAAGUAACUACCAAUGUUUCGGAACACAUCACUAUCAGUCCUGAAAAACGAUCUGAAGUAACAUCCAAAGAUCCUAGUCACACUGCUGUCAACAUUGAAGACAGAGAUGAAACUACUAAUGUUCCAUCUCGCCUCACUGUCCACACAAACACUCAGUAUGAGGUAACUACAGGUAUUCCAGCUCAACCUACUGUCAAAAGCAAAACUGAGGAUGAAAUAACUACGAAAGCUCCUGAUCUCAACAGUUUCAGCGCUGAGACUCCAAAGGAAACAAAUGCCAAAGUUGCUAACAGCUCCAAAGAUCCGUUUGUAAAUUCAAGUGUUCCAGCAUACAUUCCUAUCAGCAAUGAAAGUUCGAAUGAUAUUGUUACUCCAAGAAAACCUACAAAUGUAACAGAGGUUGAAAAUUCAUCAGAGGAUCCAGUAGUAACAGUCGUGGUGAUUGCAGUUGUAGUAUUACUUAGCCUAGCUAUUUUGGUCAUAAUAGGAUUCUUCGUUUACAGGGAGUACGCAAAGAAUAAUAUAAUUCCAAAGCCAUAUCAGACAGAUGAAUUCUUUAAAAAAGCUGAUCAAUAUGUACCAAUGAGAGGAACUCGUGAUAAUGAGUCAAACUGUGUUGUUAGAACUAAUGAAACUGAUACCAACAGCAAGAAAACAAUUGAUGAACCAUAGUCUUCUUUGGGUUGAAAAUGAAAAAAAUGUUUCCAGCAAACUAACAAUUGUCAGACAGUGUGUAAUGUGAUGAAAAUUGCCACCUCUAUGAAGAUUAUUUGAGAAAAAUAGAAUCGAUAGUUUUCGUACCAUUUCCUGUAUUUAUGAAAAUGUAAAUGGUUGCUGAAACAAAGAACCUGUGAUGAAAAUAAAUCCUACCACCAUAAUACAGAC
Molecule: messenger RNA, 3461 nt
Organism: Saccostrea echinata
Lineage: Eukaryota; Metazoa; Mollusca; Bivalvia; Ostreida; Ostreidae
Product: low-density lipoprotein receptor 1-like
Exons: 18
Coding region: 51-3248 (1065 amino acids)
Molecular function (GO): protein binding; calcium ion binding
Source: RefSeq, a predicted model, not a curated record